AUGCCACCAAAACGAGUCAGAGACGUCGAGCGUCAGCGCUGCGCCCGCGCCUGCGGCAACUGCAAACGCCGCAAAGAGCGCUGUAACGGCGUGCAGCCGUGCCGACGUUGCAUAGAAAGAGGGGUCCAGAGGGACUGCAAGAUUACGCCCCCACUUUACUCGAGAGAUACAGUGCCGAGGCCAGCGGCAGCGGCAUUUCCCAGAGGCAGCAGCACAGGCCCAAUUGAAGAUGUCCGUCGAAACGUCCGGGUUCGUGAUGAUGGGUUCCGGAACACGACUAUCAGAUCCCACUCCUUUUCCUCGUCUUCGUCGCGGCUGCUACAUGAGAGGGGAUUAGUAUACCAUCCGAUCAACGCAUUCUCCGACUCCGGUUCCGUUGCCGGGUCUUCGUUGACGUCAUCAUCGUCAGCCUCGGCCUCGGAAGCGGUCAGGGAUGCGCGAGGCCGACACAUCGUCGUGGGAGUUGCUGCUGCCAACAACAUGGGACUAUUGCAAAAGAUAUGCAACAUCGCCCGCGCCGGUCUGGGACCCUGCUCCCUUGUGGAUGCCUUGGAUUCCCCUCAAGCGAACAACUUGGUCGAGAAUUCCAGGGCCGGUCUAAGUCUCGUGCAGACGGCGAUGAACCCGCCCCCGAAGCCGAGCCCGGAGAGUGCGAGAUAUUUAUUGGAGUGGUACCGGCUCUCGACGAAUUGUAUCUUCGACAUCUUCGAACGCGCAGAGUUGGACGAGGGCUUGGCGCUAUGGCUCGAGUGUCCACCCGAGGAGCACGACACGAGGAAUGCCGCCUACUACCUCAUCCUGGCCAUCGGAGCCCAGUCUUGCACGGAUAACAAGGACGAGCUCGCGGAGACGUACUUCAACUACGGCCGAUGCGUGACGCUAGCUCUGACCGAGGACCCGAGCAUAUCCACAAUCCAGUGUCAUCUACUCAUCACAAUGUACCUUUUAUCCAGGACACGAACGAACAGCGCCUUCAUGCAUCUGGGGCUUGUGGUCCGCGCCGCCUACGCCCUGGGCAUCCACAGCCGCGAGAUCUCUUCACUCUAUCCCACCAGCGAAUACAAGACCCGGGAACGUUUAUGGAAAGCCAUCCGCGUCCUCGACCUCUUCCUGAGCAUAACGCUAGGUCGGCCGGCGUCGACUUCCGAGACGCGCGACACGACCUCGCAGGAGAACUACUCGGCAUCGAAUGAUCUCUGCCUGAUUUUCGAAAAAAUCUUGACGUGGAUCUACGGCCAAAGUAUGAUUUGUCCUACGUCCUGUAAGCGUAUAAGCGACCUCCAUCGCGGCUGGGCAUCGCGUUUCGUCAACGGUCUUGAGACGGAUAGCAUAUCACCCGGUGAUCACAUCGAAACGCGCGUGGGGAAAAUGCCCAAUAUCGGCCUCAUACACUUGAAAGAGGCAUAUUACUGGACCAUCAUGCUGCUCACGCAACCGUUCCUGGUCAAGCUGGUAUCCUCGCACACGUCUCAGACCACAACGUCUCAAACGGGGAAACCGGGUAGCAACAGCAGCAGCAGCGCCCUCGAAGGAGAUCUCUACCCCUCGCCACCUCAACCGAGCGUCGUGUUUGCCGAAGCGUGCGUGGACUCUGCCAUCCGCACCGUUGAACUUCUCCAAAUAUUCCUCACCAAGGGAAACAUACCGAGGCGGUUACCGUUCGUCAUCAACUCGGUGUUUGUGUCGGCGCUGACGUUGAGCCUGGCACUCUUCGGCGACCUGGAUCGCUACUUUCCCGUGGGGCGAAGUUUGGAGAAGGCGAAGGAAAUCCUUCGAUGUUUCAGCCAUCAUGACACGACGACGGAGAAGCUUCUCUUGAUAGUGGAUAGGCUUCAGAAUGCGUGCAAUACCUACAUCGAGGCGCGUGACUUUCGCCAAAUGGAGGGCCGGCUGUAUAUUAUGAGGGACCUUUUUGGAAGUUCUGUUUUUGAUUCGUUCAACCGUCUUGGUUCUUUCGGUGGGAAUCAAUCGGACAUUCAGGGGCUUUUAACCACGGCUUAUCAAUUGAGUACCCAUCCAAGAGCAGCCUUGGAAGAACCAGUACUAGAAGAAAUAGUAGAAGACAUAGCCAAUAAUGAAGACAACGAGGAUAGCUACGAUAUUAAUGAUGCGUUGCAGGCAGGACAGAGAGAACUCAGUUCAGAUCCGAACUGGGACAGAUCCCUCUCGCUUGAUGUUGAUGAUUCUCUUUUGCGCAUGUUUUGGCACGGUCAUGAUUUGGAGAGCCUGAUGCAAGCGGAGGGACUUUGUUCGGAAGAUUUGAACAUGUUGGGAUUCUAG
Scedosporium apiospermum is the source of this 2280-nucleotide messenger RNA. RefSeq names its product C6 transcription factor. The record is from RefSeq and is a predicted model, not a curated record. Gene Ontology annotation, molecular function: DNA-binding transcription factor activity, RNA polymerase II-specific; zinc ion binding; RNA polymerase II cis-regulatory region sequence-specific DNA binding. Bases 1 to 2280 code for a protein of 759 amino acids. Gene Ontology annotation, biological process: DNA-templated transcription; positive regulation of transcription from RNA polymerase II promoter by galactose. Gene Ontology annotation, cellular component: nucleus. The transcript is spliced from 2 exons. NCBI's taxonomy places the organism in Eukaryota, Fungi, Ascomycota, Sordariomycetes, Microascales, Microascaceae.